Striga asiatica is the source of this 1746-nucleotide messenger RNA. NCBI's taxonomy places the organism in Eukaryota, Viridiplantae, Streptophyta, Magnoliopsida, Lamiales, Orobanchaceae. The record is from the annotation of a GenBank genome assembly.
CAUUGGACAGUGUAGGGUGAAUCAUAAAAGAAAUGGUGGCCAAUGAAACCUGAACACAGCCAUACACCUGAAAUUUAACAUACCUUUUCGUAUGCCUUUCUUCAUCACUCUGUAAACGUGAUGACGACCAGUUAACCCUUAGUAACGUUGUCAAAUCAAUUGAAUUUUAACGAGUACGUUACACCAAAAAACACAAAAUUCCAAUAUACAGAUCUCAUUCUCAUGAUGAUACUAAAAAAAUCGUUCUUUCUCCUACUUUUCUUUUCAACUAAAAUAUUAGGGAUUAUCAAUCUUUUCAAACUAUUACUGUAUCACCUUCUAUCAAACUUUUUUGUCCCAACACAUGUUUGCCUCUUUUCCAUGGUUCAUGUUUUAAUUAGCUUUUCACGGUAGAUAGAGGCCCUUCUUGUCCAAAAUUUGGUGUCGUUUUUGCUGGCCAUGAGUCUGAAAGACAAAAUCUCUGCUUCCUAACCACAGUACCAUUCUUAUCCUUAGCUUUUAAUCGGUGAAAUUUGUUGCCUUCUUGAAUAGUUUUAUCAUUUGAUUCUUGAUUAUCAUUAAGUCGUUGUCCCAUUAAACAUUUUUGUAUUUAAAUUUCUUAUUAGUGUCGGGCCUAUUGGUGUUUAUUGCAAAGCCCCACUUGGUAAAAGACACAAAGAUUCGAUCUUUUCCACAGAAUUAAAAUAACACUUCAUCUUUGUUUUAGCCGUAUGCUCUAAAAGUCGAGUGAUUUUCUUGAAAAUGUGCAUGAAUCAUAUUGUUGUCCUGUUGAUAUUUUUAUCUGGAACAUUGUUAUCGGGGCCAGAGGCGCUUAUGUUGACUGAAACUAGUUCUGCAGUUGAAAUGCCGGUUUUAUGUGUGAGAUGAAGUGGGCCCGCUACCAUUUUUUACGAGCUUGAACUGUUGAGCAUAAAUGUGUGCAUCGGUUUUGGGAGAUCACAUGUUAUUCGCACAACUUAAUUACUUUAUAUUGCCUUCUAUAUAAACUUUUAUUAAUUGUAAUUUCCAGUAAGUCAGCUCUUUGACGCAUGUUCUGAGUCGGGCUCGGGCUAUUAGUUGAGUUGCUGUUGCUCUAGGCACAUCUCUUUCAUUUUAGCCGUCGGCAAAUCGGUUUCGGCGAAAAGAAAAAGAAAAAAUCGAGGGGCUAAUAUCAUGGAUAGCUUGGAUACUGAGAAGGUAAAGAAGAUCAUUUGGAAAAAACGUAAAACUGAGUUAGACACGAAAGCUGAUAGCGCCAACUCUUCAGUAACAUGCAAAGAAAGGGAUGAAAAAAGGCAGUGCUGUGAUUCUACACAAGUUUCUUCAAUCCUAAUGCACAGUAAUUUGGCUCAACCGUUUGUAUUGCCCGUUUUACCCACUCAAAAGGUCGACAAAUGUUGCUCGAAUAUUUCGACUGUUUUUACGGGGACAGCUUGUAGAGGUUCAGGGCCGCCUGUGGGGACAGUGGACAUUGGUAUUGGCAAAUUUUCCUAUUACUUCUGCAUUGCUUUACCUGGAGUUAAACAUGGACCAGGAGAAUUCUACUGUCAUGUACAGAGUGAUGGGAAGGUCAGGGUUGAAGGUGUGACGUCAACUGGAGGGAAAAUAGUCGAAAAAUACUCUCGAGUGUUUGAGAUGAAGAUCCAGCAGCAAUGUCCAACUGGUCCAUUUACCCUCUUUUUCACCCUUCCAGGGCCCGUUGACCCUAAUAAGUUUUUUCCCACUUUCAGAUCUGAUGCUUAUGGGGAUAUGCUCUUGUCUGCUUGA